Cercocebus atys (sooty mangabey) is the source of this 1327-nucleotide messenger RNA. It is a transcript of the gene ISOC2, whose product is annotated as isochorismatase domain containing 2. Bases 384 to 1001 code for a protein of 205 amino acids. The transcript is spliced from 6 exons. Gene Ontology annotation, cellular component: cytoplasm. Lineage: Eukaryota; Metazoa; Chordata; Mammalia; Primates; Cercopithecidae. The record is from RefSeq and is a predicted model, not a curated record.
AGCAAGGGGAGACCCAUGUGGCUGGAGCGGAGUGAGCAGGGGGAGUGGUGAGAGGCGAGGUCUGCGGGAACCAGGAAGGCCAACCACGAAUUGGGAGGAGUUUGGACUUAUUCCAAGUCAGUUAGGAAAUUCCCUCUUUCUCUCAACCACCAUUUCCAAGCACAGAGUCUAAAUUAUUCUAAACCCCACUCGAGGAGGCAGGUGCUGUACAGAUGGGGAAACUGAGGCAGCGCAUAGCACAAAGGACAGGGGGGCGUCAAACUCCUCACUUGAUCGCGCCCUCAGCCAGCCCCUUCCUAGAAAGUGCUUGGGUAUCUUUGUAGGCCUCCGUUUCUUGACAGAGGGCCAGGAUUCGAACCGCAGAUAUGCCUCUACUCUAGAAAAUGGCGGCUGCCAGGCCCAUCCUGGGCCGAGUCCUUCCAGGAUCCUCUAUCCUGUUCCUGUGUGACAUGCAGGAGAAGUUCCGCCACAACAUCGCCUACUUCCCACAGAUCGUCUCAGUGGCAGCUCGCAUGCUCAGGGUGGCCCGGCUGCUGGGGGUGCCAGUCUUGCUGACAGAACAGUACCCGCAAGGCCUGGGCCCCACGGUGCCUGAGCUGGGGGCUGAGGGUCUUCAGCCACUGACCAAGACCUGCUUCAGCAUGGUGCCCGCCCUGCAGCAGGAGCUGGACAGCCGGCCCCAGCUGCGUUCUGUGCUGCUCUGUGGCAUUGAGGCACAGGCCUGCAUCUUGAACACAACCCUGGACCUCCUGGACCGGGGGCUGCAGGUCCACGUGGUGGUGGACGCCUGCUCCUCACGCAGCCAGGUGGACCGGCUGGUGGCGCUGGCCCGCAUGAGACAGAGUGGUGCCUUCCUCUCCACCAGCGAAGGGCUCAUUCUGCAGCUGGUGGGUGAUGCCGCCCACCCGCAGUUCAAGGAGAUCCAGAAGCUCAUCAAGGAGCCCGCCCCAGACAGCGGACUGCUGGGCCUCUUCCAAGGUCAGAACCCCCUCCUGCACUGAACUCCAACCCUGCCUUGAGGGAAGACCACCCUCCUGUCGCCCGGACCUCGCUGGAAGCGCGUUCCCCCCAUCCCUGGAUCCCAAGAGUGGUGCGAUCCACCAGGAGUGCCGCCCCCUUGGGGGGGGGGAGGUAGGGUGCUGCCCUUCCAUUGGACAGCUGCUCCCGGAAAUGCAAAUAAGACUCCUGAAAGCUGGGUGGGAAUUGGCUGAGCCGAGGUGGAGGCGGGGCUCGGCCCCGGGCCACUUCACGGGGCGGGAAGGGGAGGGGAAGAAGAGUCUCAAACUGUGGGACACGGACUCGCAGAAUAAACAUACAUGUGGCUGUG